Messenger RNA from Symbiodinium sp. CCMP2592, 1194 nucleotides. NCBI's taxonomy places the organism in Eukaryota, Dinophyceae, Suessiales, Symbiodiniaceae. The record is from the annotation of a GenBank genome assembly.
AUGGGCCUCUGCAGCCUCGGCGACCUCUCCUUGUCUGCCUCCUUCGGAUGCCCCUGGGCACAGGCUGGGAUCUGGGAAGACUUCUUGCCGCUCGCGGGGCAUGGGCCCAUCACUUCUGAGAAUGUCAGCCAGCUUGCAGCGUCUGUCAAGAGAAUCUAUGGUUGGGAGUACUAUUUCGCAGUAGUUGCUAUCAUCGAGGGCCGGGUGCUUCUUCGAAGAACUGGCGUUCAUCUGGGAGGAUGGCUAAGAUCCACCCUUCGUCUGAUUGAACAGUCUUUGCGUCUUUACGAGAGGCCUCUUCCAGAUGUUUUCUUCGUCCUGUCAGUCCAUGACGAGGCACACCUGGAAAAAUCAAGAUCCCCCCCGUUGCCAUUGUUGUCAGCGCUCUCCACUCGAGCCCACUGGGACAUCCUGGUUCCGGGACAAACCUGGUAUGAAGAGUCCGGUGGAGUUUCCUCCAACGAUGUCGAGCAGGAUUUGGGUCUUUGGGAGUCUUUAGACUGGCAGAGGAAGAUUGAAGAGAAGUAUCCCUGGAAGACUCGCUCACCGAAGGCCUUCUUUCGGGGCCACGAUUGGGCAUCUUCCAAUGCUUUCACGGAACAUUUGCCAAGCAGGCCCCCGGAGACCUGCGUAGCCUCGCACGAUUUGUCGACAUCGUUUUCGUAUCGGCGAUGGUAUGCCGAGCUGGCCAAAGGCGCUCUGCAGCAUGUCCUUGACGUAGGCCUUACGGGAGCGCCGAACUUUGUCCGGGAGAAAUACCCCGAGCAAACCUACGUGCAGCCAGUGUCUUUGCCUGAGCAUGCCGCACACAAAUUCCUGCUGCAUCUGGAUGGAACUGCUGCCAGCAACCGUCUUCUCAAGCUACUCUUCAUGGGCUCCGUGGUCUUGAAGCAGGACUCGGUGUACGAGGAGUUCUUCUACAAAGAUCUCAAGCCCUGGGUUCAUUUCGUGCCGAUCUCAAGGGAUCGAUGUACCACUCAGAACCUGACCGAUACACUUCGCUGGCUUCUCGAUCACGACAACGAGGCACAUGCCAUUGCAAAGGCGGGGCAAGACUACGCGAGAGAGCAUCUCUCAAGGGCCAAAGCAGCCUGCUACUGGAGGAGGGUCUUGACCUCCUACGCGAGCCUCCAGGCCUUCGACGCACGGCUGCUUAUCGAGAACCUCUCGGACUGGAAGGAGUGGCGGAGUUGA